Messenger RNA from Bicyclus anynana (squinting bush brown), 662 nucleotides. RefSeq lists its product as uncharacterized. The record is from RefSeq and is a predicted model, not a curated record. NCBI's taxonomy places the organism in Eukaryota, Metazoa, Arthropoda, Insecta, Lepidoptera, Nymphalidae. The transcript has a single exon. Bases 94 to 465 code for a protein of 123 amino acids.
CAAAUUUAAAUCAUUCACGCGCUACAAACCACAAGAGCUAGACGUUCCUUGUGACAACAAUUAUUAUUUUUAUAUUAAUUUAAACUUUCUAAAAUGAAGAAGUACUCAAUCGUCGGCAACAAGAAGAAAGUGACGAUGGAGAACAAUCCAACAAGUCUAAAAGUAGUUGGCAAUAACUGUAUAGUGAGAGUGACGGGCAAUCAGGGAGAAAUCGAAGUGAUUGGCAACGAUUGUAAAGUUGAUGUGAUCGAUAACUUCGGAACUAUCAACUUAGUUGGAAGUGGUGGUAUUGUGACUAUCAACAGGAGAUGGAGAGGAGAUAAAGUGAACAUGGUUGGUCCAAACUGCAAUCUAAUGGUUGAUGGAAAACACAAAUCAACCACGACACACGAAGCUCAACUGUCUCCAUUCAGUAAAGAUCUGGAUGACGUUAUUGAGUCAAUAUUUUCUUUCGUGAUGCGUUGAACUAUUGAAGAUGUGACUUUGGUUUUUUAUCUGCUGUUUUUGCCUAAGGGAAAAAUAUCCAGUGUUUUUCCGUGAUUUCGUGACGUGGAAUGAGGACAUUGUGGAUUUUAUGUGCUUCGAUAGACGAACCAAUAAUCCUGUAAUGAAGUUUAAAGUGAUGUUUUAAAAUAAAGUCAUGUUUUAUUGAAAUUUUCGUC